UAAAAAAAAUAACUAAAAAUGUCUGGUCGUGGUAAAGGUGGCAAAGUUAAGGGAAAGGCAAAGUCCCGUUCCAACCGUGCUGGUCUUCAAUUCCCCGUCGGUCGUAUCCAUCGUUUGUUGCGCAAAGGCAACUAUGCUGAACGUGUUGGUGCCGGAGCUCCAGUUUACUUGGCUGCUGUCAUGGAGUAUUUGGCCGCUGAAGUUCUUGAAUUGGCUGGCAACGCUGCUCGUGACAACAAGAAGACAAGAAUUAUCCCCCGUCACUUGCAAUUGCUACACGAUGGAUCCGAAAGUAUAAAUACUGCAGUUCAUGCUGCGAACUAA
This is a messenger RNA of Stomoxys calcitrans (stable fly), 324 nucleotides long. Its product is annotated as histone H2A-like. Gene Ontology annotation, cellular component: nucleosome. The transcript has 2 exons. The record is from RefSeq and is a predicted model, not a curated record. Gene Ontology annotation, molecular function: structural constituent of chromatin; protein heterodimerization activity; DNA binding. The coding region runs from base 19 to 324 and encodes 101 amino acids. NCBI's taxonomy places the organism in Eukaryota, Metazoa, Arthropoda, Insecta, Diptera, Muscidae.